Chlorocebus sabaeus (green monkey) is the source of this 842-nucleotide messenger RNA. It is a transcript of the gene FAM229B, whose product is annotated as family with sequence similarity 229 member B. The record is from RefSeq and is a predicted model, not a curated record. NCBI's taxonomy places the organism in Eukaryota, Metazoa, Chordata, Mammalia, Primates, Cercopithecidae.
UUCAGGCUAAGGUUUUCCGUCAGAAGGCCGCGCAAGUGCACUUGCGUCUCACCGUUACCAUAGCGACUGGGCCUCUGGACUGCAGAUCCUAACUGCGUUGUCAACAUCUUUGAGCAUCGGCAGCUCCGGAGGCCGGGGUAGGAAACUAUGUGAAAGAAUCUCCUGAUGUCAUAAUUUCCGGGUGUCACUGGAACAUUUGAUCAUCAUUCCUUUGGCAAUUCCAGCCUUCUAUGGAAGGCCAGUAGAAAGCAUUGAUUUAUUCGCCUCUACAGAAAUCAGACUCAGCCUCUUUUGGUUUUCAGUGAAUUAUGCCUUUUCGAUUUGGAACCCAGCCAAGGAGGUUUCCAGUGGAAGGAGGAGACUCUUCAAUUGGGCUGGAACCGGGGCUGAGCUCCAGUGCUGCCUGUAAUGGGAAGGAGAUGUCACCAACCAGGCAACUCCGGAGGUGCCCUGGAAGUCAUUGCCUGACAAUAACUGAUGUUCCUAUCACUGUCUAUGCAACAAUGAGAAAGCCGCCUGCACAAAGCAGCAAGGAAAUGCAUCCUAAAUAGCAUCAUUAAGUCUUUUGUCAAGGUCUGACUAGGUCAAGGGUAAUGGACCAGUAUCAUCUGCUGAUCUGGUAAACAAAUAAAAGUGGUGGCACCUUUAGAUGAUGACAACAGUUGAACUAUUUACUUUUGGUAAGACAGACAGAAAUGUCAGUAAAGCACACGUAAUGUUAGGCUAUCAGUUAUGUCUGACACAUAAGACAGAAUAAUAUUUCACAAUUAGAAAAUACCUUAGAGAUCGUCUUGCUCACGGCAGAUCAUUAACAUCAAUAAUUAAAGAUGAAGCUUAAUCUA